Molecule: messenger RNA, 270 nt
Organism: Saccharomycopsis crataegensis
Lineage: Eukaryota; Fungi; Ascomycota; Saccharomycetes; Ascoideales; Saccharomycopsidaceae
Exons: 2
Coding region: 1-270 (89 amino acids)
Source: RefSeq, a predicted model, not a curated record
AUGUUCUUUUCUGCAGAACGAAGUUCGGCUUGUCACCAUGAGUUUCAAUUUUGCAAACCAUCGCCAAGAGAGGUUCCAUCCAACCCAAGCCCGUCUCUUGAUCCCAGACAGUGCAAUGCCUUUGUGGAAAGAAUUGUUCGUAAGAAUGGAUUCAAGUACCCUAGAACCGAGCCGUUUGAAAAUAAAGAUAUCUUCUUGACAGUAAGUCAAAUGAUUUCAGUAGUGCUUAACUACUAUGUCGUUGAAAAUCCAGCUGAGAAAAUACAGUGA